GCUCCGGACUCGUUCGAUCUGUCGCUGAACAUUCCGUCUGGAGGACUGUACGCCAUGUCUGAACAGUCGUACCAGCCGCCGAGCCUCGGCGACGAGGAGUUCGAGCUGCCACCGCUGAUGUCGGAUGGUGUCGGCCACGGCGGCCAGCAGGGCGGCAUGUACUCGCCGGCCAUGGAGAUGUCGAUGCCGAUGACGUCAACGGUAGACACGAUGACUUCAGGCGGCUACCAUCCGCACCACCCGCACCAGCAGCAGCACCACCACAUGUACUACGGCCAGGAGGGGGACCUGUACCACCCGGGCCCGCCGCAGCAGCAGGCGUCGCCGCAGCAGCAGCAGCAGCAGCAGCAGUUCCAGCAGCGGCAGCCGCAGCACCCCGGCAUGUACAUGCAGCACGAUAUGAUGAACCACCACCAGAUCCGACCGCCCAUGUACCAGGGUGCGGGCCACGGCCUGAUGGGCCCGCCGUCGGGCGGCUCGCCGGGCCAGGUCAACAACUCCCCCGGCCACACGACCAGCGAGGACAGCAGCGACGACUCGACGCCCCUCGCCCAGUGGAUCCGCACCAAAAGGCCCUCGCCAGAGCCGGCGGCCUUGUCCGCCGCCAACAUGAAGCCUGCCAAGAAGCCUAAGGCGCCCAAGAAGAAGAAGAAACGAGACCCGAACGAACCGCAGAAGCCCGUGUCGGCGUACGCGCUCUUCUUCCGCGACACGCAGGCGGCCAUCAAGGGACAGAACCCGCACGCCAGCUUCGGCGAGGUCAGCAAGAUAGUGGCCUCCAUGUGGGACGGCC
Messenger RNA from Pollicipes pollicipes, 793 nucleotides. Its product is annotated as thymocyte selection-associated high mobility group box protein TOX. Gene Ontology annotation, cellular component: nucleus. The record is from RefSeq and is a predicted model, not a curated record. Lineage: Eukaryota; Metazoa; Arthropoda; Thecostraca; Pollicipedomorpha; Pollicipedidae. Gene Ontology annotation, molecular function: chromatin DNA binding. Gene Ontology annotation, biological process: regulation of transcription by RNA polymerase II.